UACUUUGUACUUUGGCUUGGUCGGCAUCAGUCAACACUCCUUUACGCACGCACUGCUCGUCAACGCCGACAAGAUUAACAAUAAUAGAUCUACAGUAAAUUUACUUUUGUUUCACAGUUUCAUCGUCACCUAGAUUUAGAUCUACUGAUAUUGUCCUGUCCAGAUUCAUUUGUAGUCUCAAUCAAAUAUGUCGUCUGGGAACAGUUUAGAAGAGCUGAGGCUCGACCUGAAAGAAUAUGAGUCCCUUCGCGCAACCGCUACUCGUAAACGUGUCCAGACGGUGCUAGACAGAGAAAUUGACCAGCUGAAGAGAGAAGUGCUCACUAUGGAGAGGGUGGCAGCUCAGAACUUGGCGGCGAAGGAGGCCAGCGAGGCUAAGUCGAACAAACCAGAACAGACAACAGUGUACCAGGAGAACAUCACAAACUACGCGUGGGACCAGUCCGACAAGUUCAUGAAGCUUUACCUGACACUGGAUAACCUUGCUGCUGUCUCUGCUGACGGUUUACAAGGCAGCUUUACAGACAAGUCUCUGACUGUGAAGGUUCGGUUCCCCAACAAGGUCUCCCAACUACACAUCAGUCGUCUAUGUGAAGAAAUUGUUCCCAAAGACUGUUAUUGCAAGAAAAAGUCAGAUUAUGUCUUGGUGAUGCUUAAGAAAGCUGAGGCAGCCAAAACGUGGCCAUGGGUAACGGAACGAGAGAAAAAGACAAAAGAAAGUGCCAAGCCCAAGUUUGACGAGAGUGAAGAUCCAAGCGCGGGCAUCACCAAACUGCUGAAGAACAUGUAUGACGACGGCGACGACGAGAUGAAGAGGAACAUCUCCAAGGCCUUCUACGAGUCCCAGAUGAAACAGGGGUCGGGCGAGGACGGAAUGCCUUCAUUACCUGGAUUUUGAGGACCGUCUCAGAUCAAAAUGUCCCGCUGCAGUCAUUGUUAGGGGUAGCGUACCCACUAUUUUAGAUAUUUCAAAAUUUAGGGGUACCCACUAUUUUGGAAAAUUCAAAUUUUUAAAAAAAUAUGGGAGAGGGUGAUUCAGACUUUUGAUUUUGUGUGUCUUAUGGUAUUAAUAAUAAUAAUAUGUCUGGUGGGAUUUUUUUAAAAAUUGAGUGCACAACAAGUACAGACCAGCAAUUCCUGUGAAUUUUGCAGGAUUUUCCACAAUCUUCUUUGAACUGGAUGCACCAACUUAAGGAACAUUUUUUCUAGUUCUGCCAUGAUUGUUUUUGUUAUUAAGAAUUUCUUUUUUUGGUUGGUAGGGGUUUGUUCUGAGGUUGUUUUUUUUUCAGUGUAUAUGUGUUUUAUCUUUCAUUUUUAUUCCUUAUGUAUGCUUAUGGAACUUCCAGGAUUAACCCGUCUUUUGUUCUCACAUUCUUUACUGUCAGUAAGAUUACUCAACUGGGCCAAUUUUCCACUCAGAUAUGUUGCCUGUUUCUGUUUCGCAACUGCUAAAACUCAGUCACUUGAAAAUGCACAGAGACCUUAUAAGUAUCUUAUUCCUGACUGUCUUUUUGACCAUUAUGAAAAUGGAGUGAAAUGAGCCUUUUUUUUUUUUUUUUUGCGCCAAUUUUUUUUUAUUUGCUAAUGGAAAGCGUGAUCAGUUACCCUUCUUGUGUGAAAAAAUCAAAGUGAAACUGUGACUAGUUUAUGAAUAAAUUAGUAUUAGAAUUUCGAAAGAGAUCCUUUUUUAAAUGAUUACACUGACAAAAUACAAAAGUCUUUAUCUCGAAACUGCCAUGAAAAAACAAAGGCGUUUUUGUCGGCUUACAGCAGUGUAGGACUUAUCACCUCCCUGACAUAGUGUGGGUGGUUGGCAGGUGCUCUGGUCUGGUUUGCUCCUUCGUUCCUAUCAAACAUCUAUUGUCGUGUAUCUCUCGUCCAUCUUUAUUUAUGUUUGUUACUCUUUUGUAACACCUCUAAUCUGCGGCACUGAUAUGCCAAAACCGCCCUUUUUCCUGAAGUAUCUCUACAUUUAGAUUGUGUCGAGGAGGGUGUUGGACAUUUCUCAUCUUUGCUGUCCCUUCUAGUGUGCAUAAUAUGAAAGUGACCAAAGUACGAAGUGUAAGGUGUACAUUUUUAAAUCUGUUUUCUUGUCAUCAUCAAGUGCCAGGUCUGUCAGAGACAUCAGCGAUCAAA
Messenger RNA from Aplysia californica (California sea hare), 2136 nucleotides. Its product is annotated as calcyclin-binding protein. The record is from RefSeq and is a predicted model, not a curated record. The transcript has 6 exons. NCBI's taxonomy places the organism in Eukaryota, Metazoa, Mollusca, Gastropoda, Aplysiida, Aplysiidae. Gene Ontology annotation, cellular component: nucleus. The coding region runs from base 188 to 898 and encodes 236 amino acids.